ACUCCUGCCGCCUGGGUGCCUGUGUGUGUGUGGUUUCUCUCUCCCCUGUAAGAACACAGUUGCCUGCCUGUCUCCUGCUGUCGCCGUUCCUCUGACUAGCUUUUUGCUGCCUCUUCCCUCUCCUUCUCUUUCUGCUUAGCUCCUUGUCUUCUGAUAUUACUUCCAGUAUGGAGAUGAAUCAAUCUGUACAGCUCUCAGGAGAACCCCAGUCAACACCUCCAGGGGACAGUUCAUCAUUACCCAGUCAAAAUGGCUUGGAGAAGCAAGAUAAGGAUUCCUUAACCCCACUCCAAGCACCAGAGGGGAAGACAGAUGUGCAGUCUGAACAGGGAGCUCAUGAUAUCUCUGAGGAGUUGAAUCGACAACUGGAAGACAUCAUUAAUACCUAUGGGUCUGCUACUGAAAAAGAGGGUUCCAUCCAGGCAAAGGAGCAACCUGAGAACAUAGAACCAGCCGACAAUGAGGAUGGGGACUUCGAUGAGGCCACUGAAGAGAUGGAGAGAGAACCCAUGGCUUCUGGAGAGCCAGCCACAGCCAAAGAUCCUGUCAGCAAUAAAGAGCAAAAAUUGGAAAAGAAAAUCCUAAAAGGAUUAGGCAAAGAAGCCAACCUGCUAAUGCAAAAUCUGAAGAAGUUGCAAACACCUGAAGAAAAACUUGAUUUUUUAUUCAAGAAGUACGCUGAAUUGCUGGACGAGCAUCGCACUGAGCAAAAAAAGUUAAAGCUCUUACAAAAGAAACAGGUACAAAUUCAAAAAGAAAAGGACCAGUUACAAAGCGAACACAGCAGAGCUAUCCUCGCUCGAAGCAAACUGGAGAGUCUAUGCCGGGAGUUGCAGAGACACAACAAGAACCUGAAGGAGGAAACCCUUCAGCGGGCACGAGAGGAAGAAGAGAAAAGGAAGGAGAUCACAAGUCAUUUCCAGACCACUCUGACAGAUAUCCAGGGCCAGAUUGAACAGCAGAGUGAGCGAAAUAUGAAGCUGUGUCAGGAGAACACAGAGCUUGCAGAGAAACUGAAAAGCAUCAUUGAUCAAUAUGAGCUCAGAGAGGAGCAUCUGGACAAAAUAUUUAAACACAGAGAACUGCAGCAGAAGCUGGUGGAUGCAAAACUGGAACAGGCCCAAGAAAUGAUGAAGGAAGCUGAGGAGCAACACAAACGCGAGAAGGAAUAUUUGCUGAACCAGGCAGCAGAGUGGAAACUUCAGGCCAAAGUGCUGAAGGAACAAGAGACAGUCCUGCAGGCUCAGCUGACUCUCUACUCUGGAAGGUUUGAAGAGUUCCAGAACACACUAACAAAAAGCAAUGAGGUGUUUGCCACUUUCAAACAGGAAAUGGAUAAAACAACUAAGAAAAUGAAGAAGUUAGAGAAGGACACAGCCACGUGGAAAGCCCGGUUUGAGAACUGCAACAAAGCUCUGCUAGACAUGAUUGAAGAGAAAGCACUGAGAGCUAAAGAAUAUGAGUGCUUCGUCAUGAAAAUCGGGAGGCUGGAGAACCUCUGUCGAGCUUUACAAGAAGAGAGAAAUGAACUCUACAAGAAAAUUAGAGACGCCAAAAAGCCUGAAAAGGAUGACCAAGGUCAGCACACCUCCGAUGAAGAGCCCGAGUCCUCUGUGUCUGAGGGGGUGGGGGUUGAUACAGAGGAAGCCAAGAGUGUUCAAAGUGCUGUGAAAAAUCUGGCCACAGCCUUCAUGGUCAUUCAUCAUCCAGAGUUGACCCUUGACCAGGCCAAAGAAAUCCAACCAGAAUUCAGCAGUCCUCAAGGGAGUGGUGACUCGGCCCUCAAGGAGCUGGAACAAUCCCCUCUGAGCCCUUUAUGCCAUUCAGAGAGUUCCCUGCCUCCCCCAGCUCCUCAGGCAGAAGCCAAAGGAGGCCAUGAGGCAGAACUGCCCCCCAGGCCCGGGAAUCCUCCCAUGGGGUCAGGAGCAGAGGCCCAAGACCAGGGUCUCCUUGCAACAGCCCAGACUGAUCAGCUACCCCAGAAGUCAGAGGCAGAAGCUUCCAGUCAGGCCCCGCAGUCCCCAGCCGAGGCUUUGCUACCAGCGAUGGAGGCAAAUGGCCCCACUCCACCCCCCUCGGCAGAUGAGCAGAUUUCAGCUGGGGUGCUUGGAUGUGGCCCCAGUAGGGAGCUGCCCCCACUGGAAGCAGCAGCAGAGGGGCUGCCAGCAGGGGCCUCAGUGGGGCCCCAGCGGCCCCAAGUGAGUGACACCAACCUGGAAGGAGUAGACUAAGCCUCAUGGUGCCUUCCAAAGCUGUUCUCCCUGACGUUACGUCUUCAUCAUAAUAGACUGUCUUCUGAAAAGGCAUUAAGGGCUAGGGAUGUCUAAGGGAAGAAACUUAAUCAGAAUCAAGACAUUUUCAAAUGUUAUGCAGAGCACAUUUGGCCUAUGUUAUUUGUUCUCAAUUUAUAACUGAUUUGGAGAUUUUCUAUUUAACACUGGUUGAUAGUAUAAUUUUCCCAAAUGGCCACAAAAUAUACAAAUAGAAAAUUCAUAUUAGUUUUC
This is a messenger RNA of Ailuropoda melanoleuca (giant panda), 2504 nucleotides long. It is a transcript of the gene TXLNB, whose product is annotated as taxilin beta. The transcript has 10 exons. Lineage: Eukaryota; Metazoa; Chordata; Mammalia; Carnivora; Ursidae. The record is from RefSeq and is a predicted model, not a curated record. Bases 168 to 2231 code for a protein of 687 amino acids. Gene Ontology annotation, molecular function: syntaxin binding.